Molecule: messenger RNA, 1985 nt
Organism: Sycon ciliatum
Lineage: Eukaryota; Metazoa; Porifera; Calcarea; Leucosolenida; Sycettidae
Product: telomerase Cajal body protein 1-like
Exons: 11
Coding region: 253-1599 (448 amino acids)
Biological process (GO): Cajal body organization
Cellular component (GO): Cajal body
Molecular function (GO): protein binding; RNA binding
Source: RefSeq, a predicted model, not a curated record
UUUUGAAAUAAUUGAAAUUACCUUCUCGUAUAGCUCUGGCUGUAUCAGUGUGGUACGCUACUUGUAAAUAUAGCUAUAGUGAAGCUUUUCAGGCGAUAACGCCUGAGUUAUUUUGUAAACGACAGAUUCGAAAGUGCUUACUACUUAGUUGUAGGCGAAUAUCCAGUUGGUGAAAUUCUCUGGGUAGGGAAACAGUCAUAGUGAUUUGUCUGGCUGUGUAAUAUACUGUGCGCUGAGGGUCCGAGGCAGAACAUGGAAACAGACCACGAAGAGGAAGCAGCUGCUGAGAGUGUUGCAGAUGUGGACUCUGAUCCUGGAGAUGCACGACCUGCCAUUCAGUACGAUGUGAAGAGCAGUCCUCGGCUUCUUGGCCAGGCCAAGGCAGAGUUUGCCUGUACCGCCGACAACUUUCUCCGUGGAUGUGAGUGGGCACCUGAUGGGUCGUGUGUGCUAACAUGUUCUAACGAUAACUCGUUGCGCGUCUUCAACCUACCUCCAUCGGUGUACCAGUCCGGGCCAGCAGAGACUGCGGGAGAGGUUACGGAGAUGGAGAGCGUCCUGUCAGCAAGAGAAGGAGAGCUUAUCUACGACUACUGCUGGUAUCCGAAAAUGAACUCCAGCGACCCAGUAUCCUGUUUCUUUCUAAGUUCGUGUCGUGAUCAUCCCGUUCAUCUAUGGGAUGCAUACACCGGUCAGCUGCGUUGUUCAUACCGGCCAUACAAUCAUCUGGACGAGAUCAGCGCUGCGCACAGUCUUCAGUUUAGUGCAGAUGGUAGCAAGCUCUACUGUGGCUUUGAUGGCAUAGUGCGCAUAUUCGACACAGGCCGGCCGGGACGCGACUGCAUACAGCGAUCUGUAACCAGUAAGAAGCAGGCGAGUCUGUCUGGAAUUGUGUCCUGCAUUGCCGUCAGCGAGGCACAGCCUGGAAUCUACGCUCUCGGAUCCUACUCUAGACGUAUCGGACUGUACUCUGAACCAGGAGGGUCAGCACUGUUUCUACUGGAGGGUCAACGUGGCGGUGUCACUCACUUGCAAUUCACUAACGACGGCACGCAACUGAUAUCAGGUGGCCGUAAGGACAAUGAAAUGCUAUGCUGGGACCUGCGGCAGCCAGGCAAGGUACUUUGGAGAGCAGUGCGGAAUGUCAUUACCAAUCAACGCAUCCUAUUUGACAUUGAUCAGUCCAGUCGGUUUAUGGUGUCGGGCAAUCAGGAUGGAAGUAUAGUGUUUUACGACAUGGCUGCAGGGGAUGCUCAGACUGUUAGCUCGGCUGAUGGUGAGCAGCACGUGGCAGCAGAGAGCAGUUCAGAGAUUCAGCUAAGUGAGCUGUCCCGCUUCGCAGUGCACACGGAUGCAGUCAACGGCUGCAGAUUGCAUCCUUCUCUGCCCCUUGUUGCUACUACAUCAGGACAGCGGAAGUUUGCCAGUCCCGGAGCCGAAUACUCCAGCAGUGACAGUGAUAGCGAUUGUGACGGCCAUUCUGCAGCGAAGUCACGGUCUCCACAGCCACAGCCGCCACCGCCACAGCGUGAUAACUCCCUACGUAUCUGGUCGCUCGCUGCCACCACCGGGAGCUCAGCCGAGUCUGAACUGACGUAGGCAGCUGCAUCCACUGCCAAAGCAACUGAAGCCGUGUUUUCUGUUUAGGAUGCCGUGUGGAAUGUGGAGCUUACAUGUGAUGUGAUCCACCCCUCUAUCGUAGUUUUCUUGAUCUGUUACUGCGCAGAUGUGAUUCGAACACAUAGUGUACAGGUGAGUACGCCCAUGACAUGUUGAGUGUACAUCUCCUUACUGCUGCAAUCGUGUGUUCCCCACCACCAUCAUUGCAACAAAGGCAAGAGAUUCAAAUUCUAGGUCUGCCGGGUGCAAUUCUUUUGUUAGCACAUGCUCCGCGUCCAUUAGACACAUGGUGCAAUUCCCCGCCAUGUUAUUCUUGCUAGAAUACAUACCCUAUCAAUCCAUGAUAGAAGAUUGUUUUAUCUUCA